UUGCUGCUUUCAGGUUACGUUUUUUCAGUCCACCGUCAUCCUCGCGCUCUAGCAUCACUCCCUGACAACAGCAGCGAUGGCGGAGCCCGUAGCAGCGGAUGCGGCGGCCACAGCGACAGCAGCAGCAGCAGCUGCAUCCCCGACCCUCUCUCCCGCAGGCAGCCCGGGCUCGGAGCCUCCAUCUAUGGCUCUGUCCCCCACGGCGGACGGCUCCCAGCGGCUGCUCUUCUCCCACGACCUGGUCUCCGGGCGGUACCGCGGCUCAGUCCGGUUUGGCCUCGUACGGAUGAUCCACGGCGAGGAGGAUUUUAACUCAGACUCGGACCUCGACGAUGGCGGUGGGAGAGGUGGUGGAGGAGGUGGUGGUGGUGGUGGAGGUGGAGGUGGAGGACGAGUUCCGUGUGGUUCGGACACUGAAAGCGCCGUGGACACCCCGAGUCGGCCUCUUGUUAGGGGAUUUGUCCGCGUCCAGUGGUACCCUGAAGGAGGAAAGCAGGACAUCAGGGAGACAAAGCUGAAACUUGAAGAUCGAUCUAUUGUCAUUAGAGACAUCGUGCGACGAAACAAUUGUAAUGACAACCAGUGUGGUAUUGUGACCAACAUUGACAUCGAGUGUGCCGUGAAACUGGUGGGAACGAACUGUGUUCUGUAUCCAGUUAACAGCAAAGACCUGCAGCACAUCUGGUCGUUUAUGUACGGUGAUUACAUUGCCUAUGACUUCUGGCUGGGGAAAGUGUACGACCUGACCAAUCACAUAAUCCUCAAGCUCUCCAAUGGAGCCAGGUGCUCCAUGAGUGUGGAGGACGGUGCCAAGCUUUACGACGUCUGUCCACAUGUCAGUGAUUCGGGGUUGUUCUUUGACGAGGCGUACGGUUUCUACCCAGGCCAGGUCCUGAUUGGUCCGGCAAAAGUCUUCUCUAAUGUUCAGUGGCUGUCAGGGGUCAAACCCGUCCUCAGCCGGAAGUGCAAGUUCAGGGUUGUGGUAGAAGAGGUAAAAGUGGUAGAGCUGAAGGUGACGUGGAUCACCAAGAGCUACUCUCCCAAAGGUUCGGACAGCGUCUAUCCUCCUUCUUCCACCAUCACACAGGAAAAUCUCUGCAGGGUGAGGCGUCUGGGAUACUACGACCACACCCAGAGGCAGCUAGGAGAGAGGGCCCUAUAUGUUUUCCCUGCUAAGGGGGAUGCCACACGCAUCACCUGUGAAGGACCCGAGGGUGCCCCUGUCCUGCCCGAAGACCCCGUAGCCAGAAAGUUGAAAAGGAUGUUCAAGAAGGAUUCGGGGAAGAAGAUGGAGAAUGCUGAUGCACAAGGCGAGCACAAAUCAGAGCAGACGGACUCGUCUCAUCCCAGCAACAACAACAACAACGGACCUGUGGUUCCCAUCCAGAACCCUCCGGACGCGCACAACACCAACGACACCUCAGCUGAACACGGGGAGCAGGACGCCGACGACGAGGCUGCCGAAGACACUGACGACACCAGCUCUCUGACGUCAUCGGCCAGCUCCACAGCCUCUUCUCAGAGCGGCGGUCUGGGAGCCAACCGGAAGAAGAGCAUCCCGCUCUCCAUCCGCAACCUGAAGAGGAAGCAUAAGAAGAAGAGGACCAAGUUUUCCCGCGAGUUCAAGCCUGGAGACCGGGUUGCAGUGGAAGUUGUAUCCACAAAGACCACGGCUGAUGUGAUGUGGAAGGACGGGCGGGUGGAGAAGGGGAUCCGAUCAAAUGACCUCAUCCCCAUCCAGCACCUCGACAGCCAUGAGUUUUGUCCUGGGGACUUCGUAGUGGACAAACGACCCCAAGCCCUGCAGGACCCGGGAGUAUAUGGUGUGAUCCAGUCUGGUGAUCACAAGGGCAGAACAUGUGUCGUUAAGUGGAUCAAACUCAACUCCUCCAGUGAGGAUGUGGAGGUUAUCGGCAUUGAGGAGGAUGUCAGCGUGUACGACAUCGCAGAUCACCCAGAUUUCCACUUCCGCACCACCGACAUUGUCAUCAGAAUAUGGAACUCAGAGAACGGACAGAACGAUUGCGAAAAUGAGACGUCGGUCGGCCAGGUGUCCAGGGUGGAUGUGAGCAGCAAAGUGGAGGUGGUAUGGGCAGAUAACUCCAUGACCAUCGUCCUGCCACAGCACCUGUACAACGUGGAGUCUGAGAUCGAGGAGACCGACUACGACUCGGUGGAGGAGACGAGCAGCGUCCUGUCCACUGAGGAGUGGGAGGACGAGAGCGACAGCUGGGAGACGGAUAACGGCCUCACCACUGAGGAUGACAGCCACAUCAACAAUGCAGAUGCCACCGACACAGCGACGCCGACCCCCACCCCCACCGGCUCCACGACGUUCAUCAUCCCCCCUCAAGAGGGUAGCAAAGUUGGGGUCACCAGCCCCACUAAAGCGGUCCCUGGAGAGGAGGGAGAGGCGUCCGUAGCUGCGGCCAGUCCUGGAGGAGGAACCACUCCAGGAGCAGUCAACGGAGCGGAGAAGCCCAGUAAAGACGGUGCCCCUCGAGGCUUCAGGGAGUUGAAAGAGGCCUUGAAGAUCCUGGAGAGUCUGAAGAACAUGACUGUGGAGCAGCUGUGGACUGGCUAUUCUCCAACCUCCCCGACCUCUGCCGAACCAGCUUCCACGACUCACGUAGCGGCUUCGGUGACGCCCACGGCCCCCGAGAAACCCACCAAGGAGAAACGCUUCCUGGACGACAUCAAGAAGCUGCAGGAGAACCUGAGGAAGACGUUGGACAAUGUGGCCAUCGUGGAGGAGGAGAAGAUGGAGGCUGUGGUGGAGGCAGGGGGAGGUGCAGGAGCUGGGACAGAGGCAGAGAGAGCUGGAGAGGAAAAGCCUCAGCAGGAGCCACAGACACCGGUGGGUGGACAAGAAUGGCCCAGUGAGUUUCUCAGCGACACACCAGUGCUGUGCCAACAGAGUGGAGGCAAACCUGGCGUCACCUUCACCAGUGCCAAAGGAGAAGUGUUCUCUGUGCUGGAAUGGGCACCAGACACACACUCAUUCAAGAAAAUGGAGUUUCAGCCAGCGGAGGCAAAGAAGUUCUUCAGCACAGUGAGGAAGGAAAUGGCUCUGCUAGCGACAUCACUGCCGGACGGCAUCAUGGUGAAAACCUUUGAAGACCGCAUGGACCUGUUCUCAGCUCUGAUCAAAGGGCCGACUCGUACGCCGUACGAGGACGGCCUGUUCCUGUUUGACAUCCAGCUGCCCAACAUCUAUCCAGCUGUGCCGCCUCUGUUCCGCUACCUGUCGCAGUGCAGCGGCCGCCUCAACCCCAACCUGUACGACAACGGCAAGGUGUGCGUCAGUCUGCUGGGCACCUGGAUUGGCAAGGGUACUGAGAGAUGGACCAGCAAGUCCAGUCUGCUGCAAGUCCUCAUCUCCAUACAAGGCCUUAUCCUCGUCAAUGAGCCUUACUAUAACGAGGCUGGCUUCGACAGCGAUCGAGGCCUACAGGAAGGAUACGAGAACAGCCGCUGCUAUAAUGAGAUGGCCCUGAUCAAGAUGGUCCAGUCUAUGACGCAGCUCCUCCAGAAUCCCGUGGAGGUCUUCAGACAGGAGAUCCAGGAGCACUUUGUCUCUAACGGCUGGCGGCUCGUCCACCGCCUGGAUGUGUGGCUCGAGCUGAACGAUGCUGCUGAGCGGGGUCAGGCAGCGCACAUGUCCUCCAGGGCUCAGCACUUGAAGGCUUCAUCUGUGGAGCCUCUGGACGAGCAGCUGCCCCUGGGCUCUGGCAGCCCCAGUAAGCCUGGGGAGGAGGGGGUCACUGGAGCAGGAGUUACCAGUAUUAUGGAAGAGGAGCUGGAGGAUUCAGGGCUGAGUCCCUCCACUACAGUGGACACUCAGCAGGAGCUGAGCCAGAAUGCAGACUGCGACAGCACCCAGGGAAACGCCUCUCUGGGUGGCGGUGACAACAGGGGUGGCUCUACACUCCCUGGCUCUGUGGUCCGCGGCGGGACGUCAGAAUCAGGUUCAGUCACGGUUAGCCAGCAGGUGGUGCGACCAAAGAAACGGAGAAAGAGCUACCGGAGUUUCCUCCCAGAGGGCAGCGGCUACCCGGACAUCGGCUUUCCCCUCUUCCCGCUCUCUAAGGGGUUUGUGAAGAGCGUCCGAGGUGUACUGCUGCAGUACCGAGCUGCGCUGGCCGCCGCUGGCAUCACUGAGCACUCAGAGGACAAUGUCUCUGCCGAUGAGUGCGAUGAAUAAAGAGGGGUGGACUUCACAUACCACCGCAAACCUUUGGGAGCUACUGCGUCACACGGGAACCCUCAUCUGUUCACGGACGCAGGUAAACACACGGAGCUUUUACUGGAGGCAGUCAAAGCUUCUUUUGGCCUCAGCAGGACUUUGACUUCAGUGGAGGGGGGGUGUGGAUGUGAAAAGGACUGUAUGAGAUGCUAAAUCAGUGCAAUUAACCCUCUCCCACCCUCCUCAUCCACCUAGCCUCCAGCAGCAUCGACCGUAUGGGUGGGGGGGAUUUGCUGGGUAGCCAUUCCACCGUCUCAAUCAGCCUGUAAAGCAGACUCGUGACCAGCGCUGAAUUUCAGACGAGGUCAAAGACGGCUGGAAAAACCGCAAGGCCCAAGCUCUCCUGGCUGCUGGAUCAUCUGCGGCUAUCUGUAGCACUACUGAUAUUAUCGCUGUACCAUCCUGCACUACAACAAACGAAUGGACAAUCUGGUCUGGGAGAGGUGACGCUGUAGGAAUACCAGGAGGAUUCUUUUUAAAUAGAAUUCACUGGUUGUAUGCUUUCUGCCAAAUUCACACACACACACACACACACACACACACACACACACACACACACACACACACACACACACACACACACACACACACACACACACACACACACAAGUAGAACAUACUGAAUGUCAGUAAAACUGCCAACCACAUCAGCUUCGCUACUUCUUCCAUUACAUUUGCUGGUGUUUUCCUUCGCCAGUCGCUCGCACCGAACCACGCAGCAAACGUCGAGUGACAAAGUUUACAUACGAACCUCUGGUGGUCAGACUGCUGUAGCUGUUAGGUGUGUAGAGAAGGCAGCCAGGCACAGGACCGACAGUCGAAGCUCAAGCUGUCGCCUCUACGUACAAAAGUUCCAUUCACUUUCUGUAGAAUUUAAUUUUCCGAUCACAGAAAUGAAACUUGCGAUUUGGUGUUUUGAUGUAUUUGAGGUUGUUUUGCUCGCCAGAGGCCGAAUUAUAGUUUUCAGAGUAAAGCUUUAGCCGCACUGCUUCACUUUUUCCGCGGCGGAGGUGAAACCACAUCACUGCAAAUGACACAAUUUAAAUAAUGAAUAAAAGCAGAAAAAAACGCACACAGCAUCCAUUCCGUCAUCUCAUGUCAACAUGUUGCCUUACUUGAACUGUUCUUAAUGAUCUCAGACCAUGGUGUACAGAGCUGCUUGUGUCAUGCUUUAGACAUUAACCUUACACAGACCUAGACACACACUUAAAAACCACUAAAACCAUGUUCCAGUGUUUUCCUCUUUUUAAAAGUGCAGAUCUCUGAUCAGUUUCCUGCUUGAGUCUCUCACACUGCAGCCAUCUCGCUGUAUUCUGAUUUUGCCUCUCCAAAUUGCAUGUGCAGAGUUUAAUUAAACAUCAGAAUACAAACUACAGUAUUUGUGAUGCUGAAGGUUUGUUAAUAUUAGAAUUAAUUUGCUUGAUUGUUAUUAUUUUCUAUCAUUAUUUUUUCCCCCACUCGAGCGUCUUACCCCACGAAGGCGACUGCCGACCCCACUGAUGCAGAUUACAACACGCUGAUAUGACUGUUGUCCGUGAUCAUCUUUCUCCACAUGGCAUAUAUUGAAUCUGGUUUUAUUUACCAAGUUACCAACAAACAGAAACUGUGCUGUAAUUAACUGUGAAUGAAAGUGAAAAUCACCUUUGGGUCCAAUCGUGCUUCCUGGGGAAAUCAGAGCAGUCUUUUGUUUACGUCCUUUUUAAAUAACUGUCUCCCACCUCUUAACAUAAUGCUCUUUAUUUCUUUCACGAUAUUGUAAUUCUCAUUGUAAUAAUAAUAAUUAUAAAACUAAUAACUAUAAAACUAAAUGAUAUGGCUGUCUGGUAUUUUACCUGAACAAAGAACUUUGAUGCUGAAGAGUGUUUCUGAAUGAGAGAGCACACUGUGCCAUGAUCAAGAAGGAUCUUAAGAAAUACUCAAAGAUCUUUUGAGGAUCGUCUGAGCCGAUCCGAGGCCUCUGAGGAGCCGGUGGACAAGCGCAGGUCCAUGAAGGACUACGAUUGCUACAGGGAACUGAAGAGCAGACGCCACAAGCUCACAGGAGGAGUGGACGCUGAGGAGCUGGACAGCAAUGUAGACGACUGGGAGGAGGAGACCAUUGAGUUGUGUUUUUAUCAACAAAGAAAUCAUUCCCCUUGGAGAUCUGAUUCUUGGCUCAUGAUAGAAAUCGUGAGCCAAGAGUUGCUGCGUUUUUAUAAAGACUUAAAAAUAGAGGGGAAUGAGGGUACAUUGUUUUGCUUCGUCUUCCAUUUUUUUUCCCCUCCUGUGACUCUUAAAACUGGCAUUCCUGUACCAGAUGUGGCAAUCAGGCGUCCGUGACAUUUUGUCUUAUUACUGGAUUUUACUUCACCUUCAAUAUUCCGCUGCCUUUAAUGCGAAAGGGGAGGAUGUGUUGUCUUCUUCACUGGCUGCUGUAGCAUUUAGCUUUGUUUGCUUUCCUGUCUCCGUUUUCUGUUUUUGUUUCUGGCCUCCACAUACAUGUUGCUGCUGUUUGUGAAAUGUCACCUUCACAAUUCUUGGUCAGAGCUCAAGUCUGAAGACAUAAAAAGCGUUGAGCCAUGGGUACAGAGUUGUGGAAAAGGUCACACACACUUAAAACAUAGCUUCGCCGAAGAGUUGAGAGGUGAUAUUGUUGCUCCAUCUUCCUCAUUUGUCGACAGUCGCUGAAACAGAAAAUGUGAAGCUAUCUCGCUAGAUGACAAAGCAAAAAAUCUGGCAGGGUAUCAAGCACUUGAUGUGCAAUUUUCUGUGUGCAUAUUAUUCAGAUUCAAACCAUUAUUAUUAUUAUUAUUAUUAUUAUUAUUAUUAUUAUUACUGCGAGAUGUUUGUUUUACAGCCAAAGCAUGUAACAUGUUGCUUUAAGCCUUUUUGAAUGGGCUACACACAAGACUUGACUGUACGAUGUCUACAUUUCCACAGUGGCCUGUUGUUGAUAUAUUUAAAAAAAAAAAAAAAUAAUAAUAAACUAAUAAAGUUAUGAUUUGUAGCCUGAUUCCCUCUGUACAGAUGUCAUGACUAUAUUGAAAUAUAUAAAUACAUACAGUAUAUAUUUAACACACAAACCUGAGUUCUAAUGUCACGUGGAUGCUUGGGGCAUAUAUGUACAAAAUGCUGAGUGUGUGUUGUACUUAAGAUUUAAAUUUUUAUUGGUUUACUUUUGUUUCGUUAAGACGACUGUAUAGUGAUGUAUUAAACUUUGCAAGCAGUACCAUA
This is a messenger RNA of Micropterus dolomieu (smallmouth bass), 7459 nucleotides long. It is a transcript of the gene ube2o, whose product is annotated as ubiquitin-conjugating enzyme E2O. The record is from RefSeq and is a predicted model, not a curated record. The transcript has 23 exons. Lineage: Eukaryota; Metazoa; Chordata; Actinopteri; Centrarchiformes; Centrarchidae. Bases 77 to 4204 code for a protein of 1375 amino acids.